AAAUGAAGCAAUCAAAGAAAGGAGUCCAAGCAUUUCCGAGGGCAAAGAAUUAGUGAGGCUGCCGAGAGAGGUCGGUGGCGAUGCUGCUGGGGGCAUGGCCAUCCCAGGCAUACCUGGCAUGCCCUCAUGUGCGAUAACAACAGCCAUGAGAGUGAAAAUGGCAAAACAAGCAGCACAUGUUGCAACUGAGACCCCAAAAGCCAUAGCUCUAAUGCCUUAUAAAG
Messenger RNA from Ilex paraguariensis (yerba mate), 224 nucleotides. Lineage: Eukaryota; Viridiplantae; Streptophyta; Magnoliopsida; Aquifoliales; Aquifoliaceae. The record is from the annotation of a GenBank genome assembly.